AUGACAUGUGUUCGUGGACGAGUUAUAGUAACAAAAAAUCCUUGUCCAUCUGCUGGUGAUAUGUUAGAAUUAUGGACUGUUGAUUUACCGGAAUUAUAUCAUUUAAAUGAUGUUAUUGUUUUUUCAACAAAAGGUCAACGACCUGAUUUUAAUAAAAUAGCUGGAUCUGAUCUUGCUGGUGAUGGAUAUUUUGUCUAUUGGAGUGAAGAAUUACGUUUGAAUUAUCAAGUUAAACCACUUGAUUAUAUUCCGGAUGAAAAACAAAAUCAAAUAACACCAAUUACUCCUAAACAUGUUAUUAAAUAUUGUCUUUCAACAAUAGGUGCAACUAGUUCGGGUGAAAUAUAUAAUUUACAUGCAACUAUUCUCGAUAAAAAUUAUGAAAAUUUUCAACAGCGAACAUGUCAACCAUUAGCUAUUGAAUUAGCUAAAAUGUUUUCAUCAUCUGUUGAUUCAGGUAAAACAGGUUAUAUUGUUGAUAAAAAACGUAUACAAGAAAUUCGUGAAAAAUAUGGAAAAAAAUAUCCAGAUUUUUUGGGUAAAGAUAAAAAUCGUUCAUAUAAAUCUGAAUCAAUUAUUGGACAACUUUAUCAUAAUGCACUUUAUUAUAUUAAUGGACAAAUUGAUCAACUUAAUCAAAUUUUUCCUCAAUUAAAUAUUAAUGAUAAACAACAAACACAAUCAACUCAAUGUUCUUUAGUAAAACAAAUAAAUACGAUUGAUCAACAAAAUGUUUCAAUUAAUUUAGUUGAUACAUCAAUGCAAUUACAUCCUGGUUCACCAUUAUCACCAAUUCAAAAUUCAAUUUCAAUAAAUGUAUUAUUAUUCAGAAAAAAACUUAUAUUCAAAGAAUAUCUUUUACAACUAGAUGGAUAUUUUGAAGAACAACAACAACAUUCAGUUGAAAUACAUAUUAAAAAUGAUUAUUUAAAUAAAAAAGAUAAAUUACGUUAUAUUAUGUCAUUGGCCAUUGAACUUAGUCAAAUGUUAGAUUAA
Molecule: messenger RNA, 996 nt
Organism: Rotaria sp. Silwood1
Lineage: Eukaryota; Metazoa; Rotifera; Eurotatoria; Philodinida; Philodinidae
Source: the annotation of a GenBank genome assembly